Brienomyrus brachyistius is the source of this 1844-nucleotide messenger RNA. It is a transcript of the gene atg14, whose product is annotated as autophagy related 14. Gene Ontology annotation, biological process: mitophagy; cellular response to starvation; autophagosome assembly. Lineage: Eukaryota; Metazoa; Chordata; Actinopteri; Osteoglossiformes; Mormyridae. Gene Ontology annotation, cellular component: mitochondria-associated endoplasmic reticulum membrane contact site; extrinsic component of phagophore assembly site membrane; extrinsic component of omegasome membrane. The transcript has 10 exons. The coding region runs from base 186 to 1694 and encodes 502 amino acids. The record is from RefSeq and is a predicted model, not a curated record.
ACGCGUGAGCCGAAAAGGGGCCUGAGCGAAACGGCAACAGCGGACAAGCGUCGGUUUUCCUGCCGUCGCCGAAACUGGACUGACCGGACUUUGUAUGACGGUGUAUUUAAGAUGUUUGUAUUGAUGGGGAAAGACGGCAAUUUCCCUACUAGAGCUUCAGUUUACGUGUAGACUCCGCCAGUCUAAUGGCGUCCCUGGCAGGGAGCGAAGCAGGCGAGACCGGCUCUGGUGAGGGGGCAGUCGCCGGUUUGCCUGGGGCCGGGCCUCCGCUGCGAUCCCACGGCCCGGGUACGCUCAUGGUGGAGUCGGUGGACGAUGCGGAGGGGCUGUACGUGGCAGUGGAGCGUUGUCCCCUGUGCAACACGGCCCGCCGCAGACUCACUUGCGCCCGCUGCAUCCAGGCUGGCGACUUCGUUUAUUUCGACGGCAGGAACCCGGAGCGAUAUAUUCAGAAAGUAGACCGACUCAAGAAGUUAAGAGAGGAAAAGGAGGAGUUGCAGCAAAGAGUAAUCAAAUCCAUGGAAAAGAAGGUUCAGGCUGAUCAGCUGAAGUGGAAGAUCAUGUCAUGCAAGAUGAAAAUUGAGCAGCUGAAAGAAGCCGUCUGCUGCGGUAAUGAGGAAGUGAAAAGCGGCCAGGACCUGCUUCUGCGGACUCAUGAGGAGAGCCAGCGGCUGCAGCGGCGGGCCAGCCGGCACCAGGAGAAGAAAGACAAAAUCGAGAGGCACAACCGGCGCCUGGGAGAGAUGCUGGAGAAGAGGGGACGUGAGCUGCAGGGCCGGCUGGAGCAGCUGGCGGAGAUCCGCAGGGGACACAUCCUGGAGCUGACCACCCUCAUCUUCCCCACCCAGGAGGAGAAGCAGGGCACCAGAGACCCUGCCGAUGUGGCGGCAGAAUGCGACCCCGCAUUGACCUCCAGCACAGUCAGUGAACUGGCAGAGGCUCGCCGGACCACCUACCUGUCAGGUCGAUGGAUUUGGGAUGAUCAGAACGGAGAGACCAGCAUCAGCAUCACAAGCCCACGGGUCACAUUGCCCAGCAAUGGGGACUGCUCUGCCUACUACAGCUGGGUAGAGGAGAAGAGAACCAAUCAGGGUCCUGAGCUGGAUCACAUCAAUCCGGCACACACCAUAAGCGCUGCCCUGUGUUACGCCACCCAGCUCGUCAACAUUCUGUCCCACAUCCUGAAUGUCAACCUUCCCAAGAAGCUUUGUAACAGCGAGUUCUGCGGCGAGAGCCUGACUCGCUACAGGUUCACCCGAGCCCUCAACAAGCUGAACACCAACAUCCUGCACCUCUGCUUCUCUCAGCACGUCGAAAGUGAGCUGCUGCAUCCUCACCACACCUUGCGGAACAUCAUGUUUCUGGUGUCCCCUAACAACAAGAACCUGGGCAGAACGGGACCCUUCGAGGUCAGUGCCGACCUGGAGGACUCCAUGGAGUUUGUGGAACCAGAGGCAGCCAGUCAGGCAGAGGAUAGCGGCAAUGAGGCAGUGACUGAUGAAGAGACUGACCUGGGUACGGACUGGGAGACGGUUCCCAGCCCACGCUUCUGCGACAUCCCCUCGCAGCCCAUGGACCUAUCGCAGAGCACCGCCAUGCAGGCCUCACAGCCCAUGGGCAAUGCCGGGGGCAUGAUCUCCUCAGCAGCUGCCUCCGUCACUUCCUGGUUCCGGGCGUACACAGGCCAGCGUUGAGGCUCAUCACAAACGAGUUCCCCUCCUAGCCACCUUUGUGACCCCAGUGGGCCUUUUGAUGAGACUGCAUGUGUAUAUGUUUGAGGUGGGAGGGUGUGACUUUGUGGAUCCCCCUUUUAUAAGAUUAUCUGAAUACAGUUAUGCACUGAA